UUUAAAUACCUGACUGCCAUUUUAUGGAAACACGUGACUGUCGCUGACACCUGUGCCUCUUCCGGCACAGCUGAUAUUCAAUCAGCUCGAUAGAGUGCGUUCAACAGUUCCGCUUUGAGUGAAUUUAAAAGCCGCGUAACCGUAAACCGCCGCGGAUCAUCGUCACGUAUCAGCACAUUGUGAUGUUCGCAGGUUCUAUUGUACAGUGAACUACGAGGUGAUCUGCUAUUGAUCGAGUACAAACGCGAGAAAAACGGCUUGCGAAGACACGUAAUGAGCCUGAACGACCGGGCGACGAAGGAAACAAAUCAAAAUGUGCGAUUUGAUAGAUUUAAACAGUCCAGACGUAAGAGGAGUGUCAGACUCGGCGAAACUGGCCUCGCCUCUAAUACCAGUGCCAAAAAAUGACGAAUGUAGUAGCGAAUCAAGCUCGUCGGCGACGGAGAAGCAUGAGAAUCUGGGUAACAAUCCAUUUGAUACAGUAUUGCAUGAGACCGCUGAGUAUAUCAGUAAAAAAGGCGAUCCCUUUGAAAUGAUGCUUCAACGAGCCAUGAAGUUCAAAAGCAGAAAAAAUACAGAGCACCUGAAAGCACAGUCUGUAGAAUUUAUGGAUGAUUUUACACCUAAACGUAAGAAAAGAUACCAGAAAAUGAUGAACAAGAGUUUAGAUGUAUUGGAUACAUCCUCAUUGGAAAACAAGCUGGGUCCAUUUAAUGGAAACAGAAAGGAACAUGAAGAAAGUGUCAAUAUGACAACAGCUGUCAUCUGUGAUAAUAAUGUAACAGAAAAUGCAUCCGUCCCUGAGAAAAAUCAUGAAAUAUUUGCUACCAGUCCAAGCUUGUUUGAAUUAUCACUUUUAGAUAUAUCUGCGAUGGAUGAUACAUUAUCAGAUACAUGUUUUAAUUCUAAAGCGAAUAGUGACAUAUCAUCGGAAAAUGCGUUGUUCAAAAAGUUUAUUUUUCCUUCAACUGCUUAUCUUAAGCCACCGAAUCUACAACAUUCAUUAUCACACAAAGUUGAAAGAUCACCGAUAAAAUUGGUAUGUUUGAGUAAGAGAUCAAAAUCUUUAACAGAUGGGCAGAAAAUUUUGCAAAGAGUAAGUGAUACAUCAUCGUGUUUGGACAGAGCUUUUGUGGAGAGUAAACUGUCUACUUUUUCUUCUUUAUCAAAUGUCUCAUCUAUAACAAAAUUGACUUCUACGUCAAUUUCAUCGUCAUUGUUGUCAAAUGACACUAUGAACCAUGCUUUUCUGGAUACUGAUUUGUUGGGAAGGACAAGUCAGAAAAAAAUUAAUACAACUGAAAAUUCUGAGGAAAUAAAAAUAAAACAGUGGGACUUAUCAGAUCUAGCAGAAAAACUGAAUAAAUUAAAAUGUGUUAUGAAUGAAACAAGCAAUGUCUCAAAUGCAACGGAAAAUAAAUCUAAUUCCAUGAAAGAGGAAAACAGACAAAUUACAAAUGAUAAAUUGAUAGAUGUCGAUGUAUUUAUCCCAGAACAAAAUAUCAAUAAAGAAUGUAAUAAGAGCUCAAUAUCAACUAGUUCCUCAGAUUCUAAUACUGAUAAAGCGCAUAAAUCGAUAAUAAAGGAGGCAAAAGUGCUUGCAAGGACUUUUGAGGAGUUAGCAUUAAAAACCGAUUCUAGCGCUAGUACAAAUGAUGACUUUAUUUCAAAUAAUACUUUGUGGAUGUCAGAAUUAUUACCGGCGUUUGAGGAUGAACCUGUAGUGGAUAAUUUAAUUGAACUACCAGUUUCGCCAGAAAAAAGCAUAGAAGAUAGUAAAAAUAAUAGUAAAAAACAGUCUUUCGUAAAUAUCGAUGAGAAUUCUCUGAAAGAAACAAGCUCGGAACUUUCUACUUCUAAUAUAAAACAAACAAUUGUAACUUCGUUAUUGUCAGAUCUCAAAAAAAUCGUUAAAACGGAAGAUAAUCCAGAAGCGAAUAAAUUAUUCAAUAAUCUGGAGAAAGCAUUGAAUGUUAAUUGUAAAAACAAUACAGAAUUAUUGAUGACGUAUCUCAAUAUAUCUAAUGAAUUGCAAAGUCCUCAAAAAACCCUGUCCGAAGAUGUCGAAAGAUCUGAAAAGACAAACACGGAUAAAAACGAGGAAAAAAAUGAAAAAAUAUCCGAUGAGAAUCUGUGUAAUAAUGAAAAAUUGCCGCUAGACAUAAAUAAAAAAUUUGGAAAUACAUCGGAAACUGCAACUGUCAGCGAUAAUAGUUCAUCAAUUAAGUCUUCAUCUUGCAAAGAUAAUAGUGAAAAUGAUCUCGAUAUAAAUUCAUCUAAAGAAAAUACAGGUUGUGCUGAGGAAGAAAAUAAUCAAACGGAUGAAAAGCUGGCAAUAGAAUUACUGAUGAGCCUUGGGAAAUUGUUGAGCGGUCAGACUGAGGACGUUACAACAAUGCAGUUAUUGAAAAAUAUAGGAAAAGCGUUAAAUGUCGUAUCAAAUAGUAGUAAAAUCGAAAGUGAAGUGCAAACCGAUCGCAAAAUACACAAUGUUCAACAAACAUCUGUAAAAGCUUCGGAAUCUGAUCGUACAUCACAUUCAACAAAAACAGCGCAUAGGCGAAGCUUGCAAUUAGAAUCAAAGUCUAAAUCGCUCGAAAAGACAAAUAGAAAAAGUACAUCUGGAAUUGAUUCACUGUCCAAGAGUACCUCUGGUAUGCCAAUACGCAAACAGAAGAAUACAUCCGAAUUGGACGACCGCAAGCGUUUGUCGAGCGACCCCAGUCAUCCAGUUAAUAAAAAGACCACGAUUUCAGAAGCAUGUAAUGUGAGAAAAGCGAAAGUGUCACAGCUUGAUACCAAGAAGGAAAAAUCUAUUGCUAUAAGUGACGUUAAGAACAAACUAAAGAAAAAGUCUGAAGUAAUCAACAAAAAGGGUCCUAUGAAGGCGGUGCAUCCUGUGGAUAGCAUGCAAAAGAAAAGAGCAUCAAUCGGGAGACAUACAUCGUCUUCUCAAAGCACUCCACCCAAAGUCAACAAGAGUACUUCUCGUAGUAAAAUAAUCAGCAGCACUCCGAAUUCAAUAGACAAUAAUUAUUACAUGCCUAAAAAGCCUACGAAAUCUAAACCGGUGGCUUCAUCGACACCAGAUGGUCACAAUAGCAAGACACUGGGCGCGCAAAUAAUGUCUACUAAUAAAAAACGUAAUAUUUCUUGCGAAAUUUCACCGGUGACUAUGCAUGCAAACACGAAUAGCAGUGAUGAACGGAAGGAUAGCCCAAAGAGAGUAUCCAAGUUGCCAACUCCAAAGAAAUGUACGACACCGAAUCGUCAGCAAGGCAUCCCGAGGUACUCCGCAUCGCCGAAACAUAAUUCGUCAUUCGGGGUAAGCCAUCAACGAUCUCCAAAACGUUUGAACAGGAGUUUGACAGAUUACCAGCGAUACUCACCUGUCUGUCAGAAAAAGAGUGACGAAAAGAUACAGCAGAGUCCCUUCAAGGAAAGUAACAGAGACAGUACGAAAGUAAAGCCAUAUAAAUUGAUUUCCAGACUUAGGCGGCACAGUACCAGCGAGUUCGUUGAAAAGGAAAAUAAUUACGUUUAGAGCGGAGCGAAGAUCUAAACAAUCGUCAUAAGGAAUUCAGUUUUUUUUUCAUUUUUUAUAUUUGUGAUAUAUUUGUACAUUUUAUAAUAAAAUAUGCAAUUAUUAAAAUUUGCGCGAAAUGUGCCAUUAGAAUGCAA
This is a messenger RNA of Linepithema humile (Argentine ant), 3681 nucleotides long. Its product is annotated as serine-rich adhesin for platelets-like. The record is from RefSeq and is a predicted model, not a curated record. Lineage: Eukaryota; Metazoa; Arthropoda; Insecta; Hymenoptera; Formicidae.